This is a messenger RNA of Hypomesus transpacificus, 1575 nucleotides long. It is a transcript of the gene gal3st1b, whose product is annotated as galactose-3-O-sulfotransferase 1b. Lineage: Eukaryota; Metazoa; Chordata; Actinopteri; Osmeriformes; Osmeridae. The coding region runs from base 194 to 1453 and encodes 419 amino acids. The transcript is spliced from 3 exons. Gene Ontology annotation, biological process: myelination; galactosylceramide biosynthetic process. The record is from RefSeq and is a predicted model, not a curated record. Gene Ontology annotation, cellular component: membrane. Gene Ontology annotation, molecular function: galactosylceramide sulfotransferase activity.
UCUCUCUGUUUCUAUCUCACACACACACGCACGCACACAAAGACCUUUGGUAGGCUAUAGCCUAGAGGAGCCCAUGUCAGAAGACAACAGACGUGUCGGUUGAACCGGUUUUAGGAAUUCUAUGAACUUGAAUUUACGUGACAUGUUCAUUUAGAAGGAUGAACGUGUUUCAGGUCUCCCACAUAUUGUAAAUAUGGAGGGAAUAAGACGAGGAAAUCCCAAAUCCGUAACAAGAGGAAUGAUGAUUGCCUUGUUGGCCACUACCAUGGUAGUGAUGUACUUCACAUCUGGCCUAGGGGCACCCCAUCUUUAUCUUGAGCAGGCGCCUCUUUCCUGCCAUCCCAGCGGGGCGAUAUCAGAGCGGGACAAUCAAACCAACUCCUCUCAGAGCACAAACUGUUCUCCAAAGUUUGACGUCAUGUUCAUGAAGACACACAAGACCGCCAGCAGCACGUUACUCAACAUUCUUUUCCGUUUCGGUGAGAAGCACAGGUUGAAGUUUGCCUUUCCAGACGGACGGAACGACUUCUACUACCCAUCUCCUUUCCACCAUUCCCAGGUGAAGAAUUAUCGCCCUGGGGCCUGUUUUAACAUCAUUUGUAACCACAUGCGUUUUGACGGCCGUGAGGUCUCCAGGCUUCUCCCCUCUGAUUCUGCCUACAUCACCAUCCUGCGGGAUCCGGCCCGACUGUUCGAGUCGUCCUUCCAUUACUAUGGCAGCAUGAUCCCUCUCACAUGGUGGAUCCCCGGACCCGACAAACUAGCCGAGUUCCUGUCCUCCCCCCGAACCUACUACAAACCAGACGGUUACAACUCCUUCUACCUCAAAAACGUGCUCUUUUUCGACUUUGGUUUCGACAACAACCUGGAGGCGGACGAUCCCAACGUGGAUACGGCCGUCCGCGCGCUGGCCGAACGCUUCGACCUGGUCCUCAUCGCGGAGCACUUUGAGGAGUCCCUCGUCCUGCUCAGAGACGCCCUCUGCUGGACGACAGACGACCUGCUGUUCUUCAGCCUCAACGCGCGGAGGGCGGCGUCUGUGUCCCGGUUGAGCCCAGAGCAGAGAGCCAGGGCCCGGGACUGGAACGGAGCCGACUGGAGGCUCUACCGGCACUUCAACGCCACGCUGUGGGCGAAGGUGGAGGCGUACGGGCGGGCGAGGAUGGAGCGGGACGUGAUGGAGCUGAGGAGGAGAAAUGCAGAGAUGAGGGGGAUCUGCCUCGUGGGUGGAGGUGCCGUGGAGGCAGGGAUGAUCCAGGAUUUGGACAUGCUUCCCUGGCAGCCGGUUGGGGAAACCUCCAUCCUGGGCUACAACUUGAGAAAUGACAUUGACCCCCAACACAGGACACUAUGUCGUAAAAUGCUCACACCUGAAAUACAGUACUUAUCCAGCCUAGGUGUCAACCUGUGGCUCACACAGUUAUGGGGCUGGUUGAAGGAUAUUCUCUGUUAGGCCAAGACUGCCCAAGGAUUUAGCAACAUAGAAUGCAAGACUGGAACCUCAGGCACUUCAUUUUACAAUUACAUUAGAAAAGUAAGUUUUAUAUUAUGUAACUAAACAAGUUUACAAGUAAA